AGCUACUGAGCUCUUCGUAUGUGAAAAAGUAGCAAAGCAGAUCUUUGACUAUUCGGAUGAUAGAAGAGACUGACAGAAGUCGUGGUAGAAUGAAAACUAAAGCUGUUGUGCUUUUUGCUUGUGUCAUCUUCAUGGUUUUUCUUAUUGUUGAAAUCGGGUGUGCUCCAAAGGGUAAAACCAUAGUGAGAAAUUGGGGCCCACAAUCAAUUCUAUAUCUCAAAGGACGCUAUGGCAGGAGAUACACCUCUGAAAAGGAUGAACAGUAUUACAAGCUUAACCUGGAGGACUUCAGCGCAUUUUUAAAAAGCUGUGUUCAACACCGCUGAACAUCCUGAAAAUCAGAAGAUUUAAAGCCCAAAGCAUGGGCUUUAUUUGAACCAAAACAAAGCUUUCCUUUAUUUACUACAAACAUCUCAUUCUGAGAAACAAUAAUAAAUACUUUAACUGAAUGUUAAUACUGCAAAUGUCACAGUGUAAGUCUCUUUAAGG
This is a messenger RNA of Lagopus muta (rock ptarmigan), 489 nucleotides long. Its product is annotated as spexin prohormone 2-like. NCBI's taxonomy places the organism in Eukaryota, Metazoa, Chordata, Aves, Galliformes, Phasianidae. The coding region runs from base 57 to 326 and encodes 89 amino acids. The record is from RefSeq and is a predicted model, not a curated record. The transcript has 5 exons. Gene Ontology annotation, molecular function: neuropeptide hormone activity.